AAUUAAUGAUCAUACCUCCGUCAAGUCGUUCGUACAUUUUACACUGAAGAAGGCGGUGCCGAAAGAUGGAUGUCCGUAAGACAACGUUGAUAUAGUUGAAAGUUUUCGAUCAAUAGGCGUAAAGAAUAGCUUAGGCCUGUAAACAACCCACUAGAGGUUUGGUAAUGUCAAUACAGUAAUUCAGAAUUUGAUCAUGUCAGUCUGAUUUCAACAUGGUAUGAGUUCGGAUCUCUUUUGUUUAUUCUUUUUUAAAAAAAUUAAAGUUGAAUGAAAAUUAGAACUUUUCAUUAUUUUUUCUAUUCUUUUUUUCUUCCACACAGACGGAUUUAAAUUUAACAGAAGAGCAAAUUACUGAAUUUCGGGAAGCUUUUGACCUAUUCGAUAAAGACGGAGAUGGGACAAUUACUACCAAAGAACUUGGUAUCGUAAUGAGAUCGUUAGGACAAAACCCGACGGAGGCUGAACUUCAAGAUAUGAUCAACGAAGUUGAUCAGGACGGCAAUGGUACUAUCGAUUUUGAUGAAUUUCUAAUAAUGAUGGCGAGGAAAAUGAAAGAGACUGAUGUGGAAGAGGAGAUGAAAGAAGCAUUUAAAGUUUUCGAUAAGGACGGGGAUGGCUAUAUAACAGCCGCAGAAUUAAGGCAGGUAAUGGCUAAUUUAGGAGAAAAUCUAACAGAUACGGAAGUUGCCGAUAUGAUAAGAGAGGCAGAUUUGGAUAAUGAUGGUAAAGUAAAUUUCGAAGAAUUUCACACAAUGAUGAUGGCUAAGAGUUAAUGAUAUUAACUAACUAAAUAAAAGAAGAAUACUUAAGUUGCCAUCUCAUUGUUUUAUUCCUUGUUUGUGCUGUUUUGUUCUUUCUUAUCUAUUUUUCCCAGUCUAUAAGCCCCUUUUUACAUUAUGAAUUCAUCUAUAGAUAUUUAAUCUAUUGCAUUAUAUUUCAUAUGCUAUAUAUAUGCAUAUAUAUUUAUAUAUAUAUAAAU
This is a messenger RNA of Dimorphilus gyrociliatus, 979 nucleotides long. NCBI's taxonomy places the organism in Eukaryota, Metazoa, Annelida, Polychaeta, Dinophilidae. The record is from the annotation of a GenBank genome assembly.